Molecule: messenger RNA, 942 nt
Organism: Vicia faba (fava bean)
Lineage: Eukaryota; Viridiplantae; Streptophyta; Magnoliopsida; Fabales; Fabaceae
Source: the annotation of a GenBank genome assembly
AUGGUUUCUCUUCUUGUUGCAACAACAAUCGACCCGGCUUCAAUCAACCCGGCCAAUGCCCUGCUAGCCCUACCAGGAUGGCUACCCGGACCCCAUUUUCAGGAUGAUAUGAAGAGUUUUGUGAAUCAAGGGUUGAGGGUUUUGGUUCACGGAAAGAGUAUUGUGGUAGAAGAUAAUUUGGAUGAAAGGUGGGAAAAGGUUACUGGAGAGGUUGUUGAUGAAGUUAUCUUCUUAAGUAAACACACUGCUGCUUCUAAUAAACCCGCUCUCACUGUUCAUCCUAUUGGAGUUCCUCAUUUGCGUGAAGGUGACGUUCCACCUCAAGGUGGCAAACCAGGAUGGGCAGCACUGCCAAAUCCUAGGAUUGGACCUUGGAUUCGACUUUUGAAAAAUAUUGCUCAAGCUCAUUAUCUACUCCCUGAAUUUGAGAUUACUUUGGAGGCCACUCAUCACGGACCUUUGACAAACAAGCCAACCAUGUUUCUCGAGAUUGGUAGUACUGAAGACUAUUGGAAGAGACAAGAUGCUGCUCAAGUUAUGGCUCAGUUAGUUUGGGAAGGACUUGGACUUGGAGGAGGGACUGAUGUUGGGAACUGGAGCAGGGCAAAUGGUAAGAAGAAAGUCCUUCUUGGGAUAGGCGGUGGACAUUAUGUGCCUAGACAUAUGGAUGUAAUACUGAAAGAUGAUGUUUGGGCUGGUCACCUACUUUCGGGAUAUUCAGUGCCAAUGGAAGAUCCAAAAGGAGAAACAAAUGUGGAGAUUGGAGGAACUUGGAAACAGUCUAUAAAAGCUGCAUAUGAGGCCACUAAAUCUGCUUUUCCUGGUGGAGAAAUUCUUGCACACCUUGAUCAAAAGAGCUUCAAGGGAUGGCAGAAGAAUGCCAUAACAGGAUUCCUUGCAGAGCAGAAUAUUAAAAUUGGAAAGCCAAAUAACUUCUAUUGA